This is a messenger RNA of Amorphotheca resinae ATCC 22711, 1122 nucleotides long. RefSeq lists its product as hypothetical. The transcript has a single exon. NCBI's taxonomy places the organism in Eukaryota, Fungi, Ascomycota, Leotiomycetes, Helotiales, Amorphothecaceae. The record is from RefSeq and is a predicted model, not a curated record. The coding region runs from base 1 to 1122 and encodes 373 amino acids.
AUGCCAUUCAUACCCCAUACUCCUGAAUCCCUUUUACCCCGCUCAGAUUCCAAAAAUCCCGCCGCAACAUGCAGAGGUCUCACAGCAAGUGGACGUCCAUGUCGACGUGCAAUCGCAAAAUCCUCACAAUCUUCACCAAUUCAGAAUUACUGCUGGCAACAUAGAGACCAGGCUGCUCAUGCGUUCCCCCAAGGGUCACAAUCUGCCACAAUUCGGGAGCGAACAAGCGUGGAUACAUUGGUUGAUAGAUUAGGACUUCUCGAGGUCGGACAGCGGAAGCAAGCUCGAAAGACUGCCCCAGAUCCUGAGAAGGAGGGAAUCAGAGUAAAGGCUUCUACUCACCGUCCAAAGCAAAAGCGUCCAAAACCGAGAAGCAACAUAGCACUGUUCUGUUGCAUUGGAGAGCCAGAUGGUGGAAGGGCUCCACGGCCAGUCCAGUCGAGAAAUAACACUACUACCCCGAAAUCUCGAAUACCCCAAGGAACCCUCCAAAGGCCUAAAAUAUCGCGAGACCCCUCCUCUCGUGAACUCCUCUCUCUCAUACCGUCAUCCACAUCCCCACAAAUAACGGCACUCCUUCUUGCGGAAUUAGCAAAGCCAGCCUCCGAAUUCGACGAUGAGGGGUUCAUCUACAUGUUCUGGCUCACCCCUGAAUCCAUUCCUUCAACACCUCCCUCGGAAAUAGCACCAACCCUUCUCUCACCACCUCAAAUGGGACGACGAACUUCGGACGUUCUCAAUUCCUUUGCUUCCACAACCCCCAACAAAAAGACCAUGCUUCUCAAAAUCGGUCGAGCUCAAAAUGUCCAAAGACGUCUAAAUCAAUGGACCCGCCAAUGCGGUCAUAACCUCUCACUUAUCCGUUAUUACCCCUACCACCCAUCAUCUCCCUCACCUAAUACCAAUGUGCCAAAAACGCCAAGAAAAGUACCAAAUGUACACAAAGUCGAGAGAUUGAUUCACAUUGAGUUGAGUGACAAGAGGGCACGAGGAAACGGGAAAUGCGGUUCAUGCGGAAGGGAACACCGCGAAUGGUUCGAGAUUGAAGCAAGUAGGGAGGGGAUACGAAAGACGGAUGAAAUUGUGCGAAGGUGGGUUGGUUGGGCAGAGAGACAGCGGUAA